AUGGCGCGCAGACCUGCUCGAUGCUACCGCUAUUGCAAGAACAAGCCAUAUCCCAAAUCACGUUUUAAUCGUGGUGUUCCAGAUGCUAAGAUUCGUAUCUUUGAUCUGGGCCGAAAGAAAGCUUCUGUGGACGACUUCCCAUGCGCCGUGCACUUGGUAUCCAAUGAAUACGAACAGCUGAGCUCCGAAGCUCUGGAAGCUGCACGUAUUUGUGCCAAUAAAUACCUUGUCAAAGUUGCGGGCAAAGAGUCCUUCCACAUGCGCGUCCGCGUUCACCCUUAUCAUGUAAUCCGAAUCAACAAAAUGCUGAGUGUCGCUGGUGCAGAUCGUCUACAAACUGGAAUGCGAGGCGCAUUCGGUAAACCAGCUGGCCUGGUGGCUCGUGUCAAAUUCUUCUUUCUGUACGAACUAUCGAUCGCCAUCGCGCGACUGCAGUGGAGGCACUACGUCGCUCGAUGUACAAGUUUCCUGGUCGGCAAAAGGUGGUUGUUAGCAAGAUGUGGGGGGUUCACUCCCUUGCCACGUGCUGAGUAUUUACGUCUGAAGGAAGAUGGCCUGGUGCGGAAUGAUGGUGCAUAUGUUCAGUUCAAUAGGCGGAAGGGAGAGGUGGUAGAGAACAUGAAGAACUUCCCACAGGCGUAUACUAGGACCACUGUGGAGGCUUUAUGA
Molecule: messenger RNA, 669 nt
Organism: Penicillium waksmanii
Lineage: Eukaryota; Fungi; Ascomycota; Eurotiomycetes; Eurotiales; Aspergillaceae
Product: 60S ribosomal protein uL16
Exons: 4
Coding region: 1-669 (222 amino acids)
Biological process (GO): ribosomal large subunit assembly; translation
Cellular component (GO): cytosolic large ribosomal subunit; ribosome
Molecular function (GO): structural constituent of ribosome
Source: RefSeq, a predicted model, not a curated record